AUGAAGUUCUUUACACCAGUCAUCUUUGUAGUCUUUGCUGCUUCCGCCGUGAUGGGUGGUGGACCUCUUGCCAAGGAAGCCAACGAGAAGGCUUCCAACAACCUCGAGUGCAGCGUUGAUAACUUGUCUAACUGCAAGAUCACUGCCGACAUUGCCUACAUUAUGGGAAUUUCGGAAGACGAGGUUCGUCAAAAACAAUUGGGUUGCGACUGGGGAGCUUGCGAUAUCAUUAUUUGUUCCGAAAACUGUUACAUAAAUAGAAAUUAA
Messenger RNA from Radiomyces spectabilis, 267 nucleotides. RefSeq lists its product as uncharacterized. The transcript is spliced from 2 exons. NCBI's taxonomy places the organism in Eukaryota, Fungi, Mucoromycota, Mucoromycetes, Mucorales, Radiomycetaceae. The record is from RefSeq and is a predicted model, not a curated record. The coding region runs from base 1 to 267 and encodes 88 amino acids.